Messenger RNA from Thalassophryne amazonica, 841 nucleotides. Its product is annotated as enteropeptidase-like. Lineage: Eukaryota; Metazoa; Chordata; Actinopteri; Batrachoidiformes; Batrachoididae. The transcript has 6 exons. The coding region runs from base 2 to 841 and encodes 279 amino acids. The record is from RefSeq and is a predicted model, not a curated record.
GAUGAGAAGGCAAUGGUCACCUGUGGAGGUUCUCCUCAUAGUCGUGGUUUUGGUUCUGACCAUUUGUUGCAUUGGACUGAUUGUUGUUUCUUGGAUCUCUCUCCAGCCUGAAGGAGCCAUUGAGCCAGUGCUGAGUGGGAAGAUGACAAUCACAGGGGGCGCUGUUUUCUCUGAGGACCUGAGGAACUCCUCCAGUCUGCAGUUUAAAUCGUUGGCCUUUGACAUCCAGAAUGUAGUGUCCAAGGCAUUCAGCGGCGGUGAGCUCAGACACGGCUUCAGGUCCUGUCAGGUGUUAAGCUUCAGCCAGGGCAGUGUGGUUGUGACCUUUGACCUCUGGUUCUAUCUGCUGGUUACGGUGAAGCAGGUGAAACAGGAACUGGAGGCAGGGCUACAGCAAAUUGACACAGGAGGAUUGAUUAUUGACAGAAGCAGCAUUCAAAUCACAGGCCACUUCACACAUAACAUGAAGUUCAGUGAAUCAGGCGGACACAGGCCGAAUGGGCAAGACCCAAAAACUUCCAGCCUCAGUCGGGAUGGACAGAUGGUUGGACAGCCGUGCACGGAUGCCAUACGAUCCUGCGGUAAUAGUUUUGUGCAUGAGCGUGUGCACGCACACAAACACAGUGUGACCAUGGUGAGAGUGACCGGAGCUCAGGCCACCGAAGUUCAUGGCUGCUGCGGGCCACCUGCCUGGAGCAGCUCUGAUCCGCACAGGUGUGAGGCAUCCAUGCAUUCACAUUAUGAACACAUCACCCAGCCACACAGAGGGUCCAAGCGUCCAGCUGCCUCUGGUCGCCUGGCGUGCGGCACGCCAAAGGACAUCAUGUCAUGUGGACUAUAA